UUUCAGAAAAGCAUUUGCUAAUAGAUUCAAUGUAAUAAUGUACAUUGUACUGUAUACAGUAUAUGAUGCUGUGUUGAAUUUGGUGUCUCAUCUAUGGCUAAACCUAGAGUUAACUGGCAGAUUUUACCAUAAUAAUCUGACCAGAAUUUGAUGAUUGACACAUGAUGUAUAAAAUAUACAAAUUUAUAUUUUUAUGUAUUAUACAUAAUCUUUUCUUUCCUUUCAAAGCGAAAAUACUCAUAAGAAUAACAAAUAAAUAUGUUUGACACACCCUGCUCUUUUUUCUGUUUUUUUCUCAGAUUAAAUUACAGCAUCGACCAGUAUCCUACUGCUGCAGAAUUAAGAGCUGACAUCAUCUUUUCAGACUUCUUGGACUGACAUUAGACAUUGGAGCUUCUUUAAUUGCUGGGCUGUGUGUGACACAUAUGGAUUGAAUACUAUAUAUACAUGCAGUAUGUCUGUUAAUGAAGAGACUUACCAGCCUGACAAUCAUUGUAAAUAGCGUUGAUGGUUAGCCUUUGUGUUAGUUUACGAUAUCUGCAGCAUUUAAAGUGCUGUGCAGGUCUGGAGAUAUGCAGUAUUUAUAGUUGGGUAUGACAGCGCAGUACAAGCUAGAUUAGUUAGAUUAGUCCAUAUUGAUGAUGUUGACCAGGGAGUUAUUAAAAACCUUUUGACUUGGUUCAAAAAAGAAAGUUUUCACCAGUUUUAAGAAAUGUAUCAACAGGGUUCAGGCCUAUAGGAGUACCACGUGGUACUACUGUAGUCAACUGUAUCCUGUAAUUACUCUGUGUGGAACACAUGUUCCCUGAGGUUUCAUUGGAUUGUAAGUAUUUAGGGAACGUUUCGGUUCUGGUGGGCUGGUUGUGGAUUGUGACAGAAUUAAUUUCGGGCAGGUCUCUACCAAAGACAAAAGCACAGGGAUCAGGAAUCAGUAUGUUUUAAUUAUUAGAGCUGUUUACAAGCAGUAAAUCAGUCUGACAUUGAUUUUGUUUUUGUUGUGUACUUAAUCUAUCACAUUUCAAAAGUCAUCCCAACUUUAAAAUGAGCUGUUGUUCUAGGGGUGUGUCAGAGUUCGUCUGAUCGAAGCACAGGGAGAUAUACAUGAAAAUAUGAUGUGAUGAAAACUAAACCUUUUUUUGCCUUUUAUAGGUUAGUUCCACAGAUACUACCACCAGCAUACAUAUGUAAGUAUGGCACAUGUAGAAUGCUACAGUAUUGUGACUGCAACUUCGCACAUAUGUCACCGAGACAAUAAAAGUGAUGUGGAUAAAUGAAUCUGUCCACCCACUCUCCUCCAUCCUUUAAUUAAAAAAAACUUUCAUAUAGAAAUACAGUUUCUCAACUUAAGAAAGCACCAGCUUUAAAAUAUGUUUACUUGUACAUAAUAUAACAUUUAUGACAUGUUACUACUAUUUUAAAACAAAUUAUCAACUUUCAACUGCAAAGAAAAGCAUGUUUCCUAUUGUGAAACAGUUGUCUUACACUAGGGCGCACAACAUUAAAAAAUUCUUUACUCCUAGUAUUAGAGAUGCUUAUUUUACCGAGAAGCCUGUGUGACCGUGGUAGAGUCUGGAGGUGAAGUAAAGUUUAAGUUAAAAGUCAAUAUGCUCAAAACCUUUUCAGCAUCCAAGAAUAAUUUUCUCACCACAGCCUGGUUCCUAUUAUGCUGACUGACUGUCUGCACUGGAUCCAUCAUAGCCAGAGAUGGAGAUUAAGAAGCUGUGUGCUCAUUCUGACCUCACCAUCAUAAUCAUCUCCGCUACUAUCAUCACGCAUUUUCACUCUUUCUCGUUUAUUUUAAGGAUUACUUAAAAAUAAUAUAAUAACGUUACAUUGUUAAUAAUUUUUGUAGGCAUAUUUUCCUUUAAACUAAAAGUUUAUUUUUAUUCAAAUCAUUCUGGAUUCAUUUGUCCCGCCCCCAAAACGCAACGCUUCUCAUUAUCACUCUUAAUAAUACUCCUGACCAAUUUUCAUUUUCUAACCCAUUUUUUUGGUAAAAAAAACAAACAAAACAACAACAACAAUCUUCAACAAUCUUAGUUGUAACGUGUAAAUGUCCUGAUUUUAAAACAUUCAAUUAGAAACAAAUAUUUACAAAACAUUUUUGAAGCAUAUUUGAUUCGGAUGAUUCAGAAGGGCCUGUACGUACGUCGAUUUGCAUGAGUUUUAUUUUAAGGGAAAAAAGUAAGGCGUUUUAAAUAUGUUUUUAAUCAAAUUAUUUAAGCAUUUCCAAAUGAGGGUGUGCUACUUUAAAGCUUAAACAUGUAUGCUGAAAAACAGAUGGAAACUUGACAAGAUAAAGUGAAUAAGAAUAAUUUAAUAUGUUUAAACGACUAAUUUUGAUUUAGUUCUGCAAUUUUCCGUUGAGCGAAAGGUUGUGGGAUUUCGAUUCGGUUAAGGGCCAGAGGUUACCUACUGAACGUCACUAUAAAGACUGGCCAAUGGAGGUACAGACGACACAACACGUUGACCAAUGGGAGCAGAAGUCCUUAGAGUAGGCGGAGCUUGUAGCAUAAGCUUUGGAGAGUCUGGAUGUGCUGUUGUCCAUUUAAAAAAAUUCACAUAGGAUGGUAAUGAAAUGCAAGUGUGGGAAGAUUUUAGAUGUUUUUUUUAGAAUAUCAAACGCGUCGUAUUAAUGCACAAUUACUCUCUUUUUUGUGAGGUAAGAGCCAGAUCAAAUUGUUUUUUUCCCCAGAGAUCAUCAAACAAGUGUCUUUAUUAAUUUGAAUUUUCGUCGGCUGCUCCAUAAGCUGUGUCAUACAUACAAAUGUCUGUGUGAUGCUUUUCUGUCUUCCCCCAACCCCCGCUCAUCCAAGACAUGGUGGAUUUAGGCUGAGUGUCGAACCCUCCUACUGUAACGCAGAUUUAAUCCUCGAGGAAUCCAGGAAUUAGACGCACCCCCUGCUUGUCUGACACUUGGAAAUAUGGGAAUGUGUUGACGCAGCGGCAGUGGCUGCGGGCCGGACAGCGCAGACUGCAGGGACGAGUCCGGGUCCGUGUGAGGAGACGCCGGGUCUCCGUUAUUUGAAGCGCCAUGAGACACCUCCUGGACAACGACUUGAAAAAAGACCACUGAAAGGCUCGGAGAAAGACACACAAAGAGAGGACAUAAAGGUUUUAUGAAGUGAGAAAGAGAAGAAAGAAUGAAGGAGAAAUCCAAAAACGCCGCCCGAACGCGACGGGAGAAGGAGAACAGUGAAUUUUAUGAACUGGCCAAACUGUUGCCCCUGCCCUCGGCCAUCACCUCCCAGCUGGACAAAGCCUCCAUCAUCAGACUGACCACCAGCUACCUGAAGAUGAGAAUUGUCUUCCCUGAAGGUCUUGGGGAGUCCUGGGGUCAUGUGAGUCGCAGCACGUCUCUGGAUGGAGUCAGCCAGGAAUUAGGCUCUCAUCUCCUACAGACAUUAGAUGGCUUCAUCUUUGUGGUGGCUCCAGAUGGGAAAAUAAUGUACAUAUCAGAAACAGCGUCAGUCCACCUGGGCCUGUCGCAGGUAGAGUUGACAGGAAACAGCAUUUUUGAGUACAUCCACCCGGCAGACCACGACGAAAUGACGGCCGUCCUCACAGCACACCAGCCUUAUCAUUCUCACUUUGUCCAAGAAUAUGAGAUAGAGCGUUCCUUCUUUCUAAGAAUGAAAUGUGUCCUCGCUAAAAGGAACGCUGGCCUGACUUGUGGAGGAUACAAGGUGAUCCACUGUAGUGGCUACCUGAAGAUCCGACAGUACAGCCUGGACAUGUCUCCAUUUGACGGCUGCUACCAGAACGUUGGGCUGGUCGCUGUGGGCCACUCUCUGCCGCCCAGUGCGAUUACUGAGAUCAAACUUCACAGUAACAUGUUCAUGUUUAGAGCCAGUCUGGACCUGAAGCUCAUCUUCCUGGACUCACGGUACACUCUCUUCCUACAGAUACAUUUAUUUAGUGUGUAUUUUGGCUUUUGUGCAAAUUUUUGGUGUGUGUUGCUCAGGGUUGCAGAGCUGACUGGUUACGAGCCUCAGGAUCUGAUAGAGAAGACACUCUAUCACCAUGUCCACAGCUGUGACUCCUUUCACCUCCGCUGUGCUCAUCACUUGUUGCUGGUUAAAGGUCAGGUCACCACUAAGUAUUACCGUUUCCUGGCCAAGCAGGGAGGCUGGGUCUGGGUCCAGAGUUAUGCAACCAUUGUGCACAACAGCCGCUCCUCCAGGCCUCACUGCAUCGUCAGCGUGAACUGUGUUCUGACGGAGACGGAAUACAAAGGACUACAACUGUCUCUGGAUCAGGCUGCAUCCAAAGCUUCCUCCACCUACAGCAGCAGUGCCGUGGCCAACAGCCUGGUGGACAGCUGCAGGACUCCUAAGAGCAAAGUCUCCCGUCAAAAGACCAAAGCCAGAUUAUCGCCAUACACGCAGUAUCCUAGCUUCCAUACAGAAAGGUCAGAGUCAGACCAGGACAGUCCUUGGGGCAGCAGUCCUCUCACCGACUCAUUAUCCCCCCAGCUGCAGGAGCAGAGUGAAGGCCCUGACGCCUCUUGCGUGUACAGACAGUUCUCAGACCCUCGUACGGUUUGCUACAGCCCCUCUGAGGAGCAGCACCAUCCCCAACUCCACAUGCACGGUCAAGGUCAACGCUGUGAACGUGGCCGAUGCGAAGCGGGGAGAUACUUCCUCGGAGCACCUCCACCCAUCAACAAUGUCCUGUGGAACUCCACCAGGUCCAUUUUGCCGCUGAGCAAGAGCUCCUUGGAAAACCAUGAAGGAUAUGAGAGUAUGCCGCACAUCGCAGCCAUCCACAGCUACAAUGGACACGGCCAGUGGGAGGAGGACAGUGUGGUCAGCUCUCCAGAUGCAGGCUCAGCCAGUGAUUCAGGGGACCGGUACCGAGUUGACCACUACCACUGCAGCCCACACCAACCAACCAAGAUCGAGACUAUGAACCAGGCCACACAGCAGAUGAUCAAGGAAGAGGAGACUCGACUCCACCUGCGAAAAUGUCCGACUGAUUCGCCACUUGGCCCGGCCAAUGGACUGCCUAAGGGCGCUGGGUCAUGUUUCACCCCUGGGUACUCUCAAGGACCCCUGCCAAUACAGUCUGUGGUAUGUCGGGGGCUUAAUCAGGUGAUCAGCCCUGCAAAUAGCCCAGCCCCCUUGUCCAGGCUGAGCAGCCCAGGACCUGAGCGCCUUCACAAACCUAAAGACUACCUCCAGACGGACCUGCAACCGAUUUCUUUGCCAUUACACCACCCAUUUGGUCGGUCAGGCCCCUGCUCAGUUUCUCCCACCCUCAGCCCAGCCUUCUACCCCUCGCAGCCGCAUCCCCGGCCCUAUUUGGACAAGCACACAGCCUACUCUCUGACUGGCUACGCCCUGGAGCACCUCUAUGACCCUGACAGUCUUCGAGGUUAUUGCGCCUCCGCCAGCACCGGCCCCACCCACUAUGAUAUGACACCACAUCUCCGCAUACCCAUAGAGCAGACGGCUGGACACAAGGGCACCUCUGUCAUUAUCACCAAUAGCAGCUAACGAUGAGCUAACACCCGCAGCGUGACUAAGAACACAGUCUGAGCUGGUUAUCUCCAUUACAGCAUUAAAGCCUUUGCAUUCUGGAUCCUGUUAGCUUGUUUUUCCAUCAAACCGCUCAAUUCUAAUCUUGUUUGUUACCUUAUUACAAAUUUCCCCUCAGAAUCUGCUACAGUAAAUAUCCAUUACUGUGUCUUUUUACGAAAUUGGUAAUACAUACACGCAUACAUUCAUUCAUACUAAAACAUUUUGAGUCUGAAAUUUUGAAAGACGCCCAGGAAAGACCUAUCUAAACAGCUGUUUGACAAACAAAGUCGGAGUUCGAUAGAUUAAAAAAAAGGAGACGUAUCGCUGUUUUGAUUGAACGACACAUGAGCGGCUUCUUCUGCUCUUAUUGAUACACAAAAAAUAUAUAGUGUAUUUUGGCCCUUGGUUGAAUAACUGCUACCAACUUUCCCAACAUUCAACACUAAAACGAUUGUAUAUGAACGUUGUAUGAAGUCUUCCUAGCAAAACAUCUGACUGUUUUUUUUUCUUUUUUUUUCAGUACCAUUUUUUUCUUUUUUCUCUUUGGAUGUCUGCUAAAGUCAGUAAUCAGUUCAAUGCCACUCAAAUUUAAAAGUCUCAACAAGUUCUGUAGAACCUGAAAUAUGUGACUUUCAGGUGCUUCAGUACUUUUGUCUUGUUUUGUCGACUCCAGGCCUAAAGUCCCGUUCAAUCGGUUCCAUAAGUCAAUUAUACAAGUGGAAAAAUAUCUGCUGACGU
This is a messenger RNA of Cynoglossus semilaevis (tongue sole), 6260 nucleotides long. RefSeq names its product SIM bHLH transcription factor 1a (gene sim1a). The transcript is spliced from 10 exons. The record is from RefSeq and is a predicted model, not a curated record. Gene Ontology annotation, biological process: regulation of transcription by RNA polymerase II. Lineage: Eukaryota; Metazoa; Chordata; Actinopteri; Pleuronectiformes; Cynoglossidae. The coding region runs from base 3144 to 5498 and encodes 784 amino acids. Gene Ontology annotation, molecular function: RNA polymerase II transcription regulatory region sequence-specific DNA binding; protein dimerization activity; DNA-binding transcription factor activity, RNA polymerase II-specific.